Messenger RNA from Cylicocyclus nassatus, 453 nucleotides. NCBI's taxonomy places the organism in Eukaryota, Metazoa, Nematoda, Chromadorea, Rhabditida, Strongylidae. The record is from the annotation of a GenBank genome assembly.
AUGUCCCUCAGCUUCUCUUCGAUCGCCUUAAUUCUCGUACUCUUCAUAACCAAAACCAUCCAACAGCCCGUCAUCAACCAACCAUCAGUUGUCAACCAACAAGUGCUCACACCGUUCUUCCAACAACCGUUCAAUCUCCCAUUUCUGAGUCGACCACUCGUCACCUCUGCAAGCCAAGCCGCCAGCGCCGGAGCUGCCGGGCAACCCAUUGGCUUUAAUGCUUACUGUACAACUUGCUUCAACAACUUAUUUGGAAUUGCCACUACCCAAUCACCUCCGGUUACGACAAAUCUUCCCGACACACUCACCACCAAAAACAUCUUCCAAAAAGCCGGCUGGGAGACCGACGAUAAAGGCAAUGUCUUUGUUGGAAGUGACGAUUCGAAGCUUCUACUGAUCUCCGUAGGUUCCUACUGGCCUUUCCCGAAAGAUUACCGUAGGAGAAGACGAUAA